Paramuricea clavata is the source of this 825-nucleotide messenger RNA. The record is from the annotation of a GenBank genome assembly. Lineage: Eukaryota; Metazoa; Cnidaria; Anthozoa; Malacalcyonacea; Plexauridae.
ACAGAUAAACUUUUUGUGAGACUUGAGGCGAUCGCAGAAGACUUGAAAGCUCCAACACCAUCACCUGAACAUAAGACAAGGCUUCCGAAAGUAGACAUCCGUCCUUUCGACGAAUCAAAUCCGAAAGUCUGGUUUGACCAGCUCAUGCAACAAAUGAGAGCUGCGAAGAUCUUGGAGGAAGACACGCAGUUUGCUACCUUAUCGCGUUUCCUUGACGGUAGUCAAGCCUUGUUCGUUUCGCCAGUUCUGGAAAGCGGGAAUGAUAAACCCUUUUCAAUGGCAAGAGAUUUAUUAAUGAAUCAAUUUUCUCUUACCAAAAUCCAAAAGAUCCAACAGGUGAUGUUCAUCGAGAAACGUGGUUCGGAGGAGAAGACGGCACACUUGCUCUCAAGGAUCAAUCCUUUGUUGGAGAACAUUUCUGUAGACGAUUUCCGUAAAUUCGUGUUGUUUUCCUCGCUUCCAGACAAUGUUAAGCACCACGUCGCUACUGAUUUCGAAUCGUGUUCCGUGGUUGACUUUCAGCGGAAAUGUGACGUCCUUCUCGACGUUGGUCAAAAUAAAGGUACGUCUCAAGUUGUUUCGGCAGUCUGGAAUACACAGAAGAUUGAACGAAACAAGUACAAGAACAAAGGUAAAGAGACGAAAAACGUAAAAAGUCCCCGUCAAUGUACAUUCCAUUUAGCUUAUGGAGAAAAAUCUCGCUCGUGUAAAGGUCCGAAUUGUCCGUCCUGGAACGAAAAACUGAAGCAAAUGAAAUUUACAGAAAAGACAUCGGGAAACGAAGACGGGUCGUCGACGAAGGAGCCAUCGACGCCUCGAUCAUAA